Molecule: messenger RNA, 618 nt
Organism: Oncorhynchus masou masou (cherry salmon)
Lineage: Eukaryota; Metazoa; Chordata; Actinopteri; Salmoniformes; Salmonidae
Exons: 1
Coding region: 1-618 (205 amino acids)
Source: RefSeq, a predicted model, not a curated record
AUGGCAGCCCCCUAUGGCAGCCCCCUAUGGCAGCCCCCUAUGGCAGCCCCCUCGCUGGGGCAGCCCCCUAUGGCAGCCCCCUAUGGCAGCCCCCUAUGGCAGCCCCCUAUGGCAGCCCCCUCGCUGGGGCAGCCCCCUAUGGCAGCCCCCUAUGGCAGCCCCUCGCUAUGGCAGCCCCCUCGCUGGGGCAGCCCCCUAUGGCAGCCCCCUCGCUGGGGCAGCCCCCUAUGGCAGCCCCCUAUGGCAGCCCCCUAUGGCAGCCCCCUAUGGCAGCCCCCUCGCUGGGGCAGCCCCCUAUGGCAGCCCCCUAUGGCAGCCCCCUCGCUGGGGCAGCCCCCUAUGGCAGCCCCCUCGCUGGGGCAGCCCCCUAUGGCAGCCCCCUAUGGCAGCCCCCUCGCUGGGGCAGCCCCCUAUGGCAGCCCCUCGCUGGGGGCAGGCUGGGGCAGCCCCCUAUGGCAGCCCCCUGGCGCUGGGGCAGCCCCUAUGGCAGCCCCCUAUGGCAGCCCCCUCGCUGGGGCAGCCCCCUAUGGCAGCCCCCUAUGGCAGCCCCCUAUGGCAGCCCCCUCGCUGGGGCAGCCCCCUCAACCCAACCCCUCUGAUUCAGAGGGGUUGGGUUGA